AUGUGCGUUUUUAUAAAAUAUCUAUCUAUCGCUGUUUGUUCAUCUAUUAAUCUAUGUAUCUAUCCCUGUUCUAUCUAUCUAUCUAUCUAUCUAUCUCUUGCAUUUCUGAUCGUUGUGUAUAUGUUCAUGCCGGCAAUAUGGAAUCUCACUGGCUUGAUUUACCUCUCUUUUUCAAUCUCGCUGUUUCUCGCACAAAUUCUCUUUUUGGUCUCACGUUACACAACCCCACAGGACGCUUGUCUCUCCGUUGCUUUGACGAUGCACUAUGCAUUUCUGGCGUCUUUCUUCUGGUUAAAUGUCGUUACUAUUAAUGUUUGGAUGACUGUCUGUCGGAAUCCGUGUGAAAUGAUGUCGAGAAAAGGUUGGAAACGAUUUUUCUUCUAUAGUCUAUACGCCUGGCUGGCUCCAUUGUUUAUUAUUAUUCCAGCAUUUCUGCUCGAUAAACAUCGACCUCAGUCCAAAUUGGCUCCCGAAUUUUUUUUAUUGCUGGUAAUAUUUUUUAUCUAUCUAUCUAUCUAUCUAUCUAUCUAUCUAUCUAUCUAUCUAUAUUUCCAUGGCAAAUGUUCAGAUGACACCAUUCUUUAG
This is a messenger RNA of Acanthosepion pharaonis, 585 nucleotides long. The record is from the annotation of a GenBank genome assembly. Lineage: Eukaryota; Metazoa; Mollusca; Cephalopoda; Sepiida; Sepiidae.